AAAGAACUAAGACCUCACCCUUUUAAAGCACUUUGUCGAGCCAAUCAUUUGUUUAACCAUAAAAUGUAAUGCAGGCUUAUAACAGUGAAAUACAAUUGUUGAUCGAGGGCACCGCAGGCAAAGCCACCAGCAACGACAAAUCAAGGAAACUACCACAGACAAAUCAAAUAAUAAUUAAAGGAAUUUACAAUCAAAUAAAUAUUUCUACCCCAAGGGCCAAGCAAAAAGUAUUUAAUUUAAAAAUAAGAAAAACAAAGACCUUGGCCGGCUGGUCAACACCCUAACAUUUCCUUGGUUUUGAACUCGAUUGCAAUGGCAAUCGGCUCUGCUUCUCCUCCUUGUAAAACAUAUAACGCACCAAAACUUGAAGUCAAAAAAUGCGGCGCAUGAAUCAGAUUUUGGGCCUUUUCUUUAGUAAAGAUGUGAGGAAGCAAAACCCUAAUGAUUUUGCUAAACCAGGCAGGGAUCUGGAGAACAAUCAAGCUUCUUUAUUUGAGAAGUUGCAUUCAUCCGAAAGUGCAAAGCAUGAACGACAACGAAUUUUUGGCCCUCUUGCUGCUCUUACGUUCAACUUAGUGGUUGCCGUUGGCAUCAUUUUCUUGAACAAAUGGGUUCUUGAAAAUGUUGGGUUCCAGUUCCCGGUAUGUCUGACUGUUAUUCAUUAUGCUGUCAGCUGGGCAUUAAUGGCAAGUUUGAAAUUCUUUUCUAUCCUUCCUGCAUCUCCUUCCUCAGAGUUGGCCCCUUUAUCUUUGUUUACUUUCGGAUUUGUUAACUCUGUGUCUACUGGCCUUGCUAAUGUCAGCUUGAAGUACAACAGUGUGGGAUUUUAUCAGAUGGCUAAGAUUGCUAUUACACCAUUGAUUGUCCUGGCAGAAUUCAUAUGGUACAAGAAGAGAAUUGCUUUCUCAAAGGUGGUUGCAUUAACUGUUGUAUCCGUUGGGGUUGCUGUUGCUACUGUAACUGAUUUACAAUUCAUCUUCCUCGGUGCUUGUGUAGCAAUGGCAUGGAUAAUACCUAGUGCAGUCAACAAAAUACUUUGGUCCAACGUGCAACAACAACAAAAAUGGACAGCAUUGCCAUUAAUGUGGAAGACUACACCAAUCACUUUGGUUUUUUUGGUUUUUAUGAUUCCUUUGGAUCCUCCUGGUUUGCUUGCGUUCCAUUGGAGCUUCAGCAGUACAUCAGCCAUUCUCAUGUCUGCUUUUCUUGGCUUCUUGCUUCAGUGGUCAAGUGCUUUGGCACUUGGGGCUACGUCUGCUAUAUCCUCUGUGGUUCUUGGACAAUUCAAAACUUGUGUUAUCCUCCUCGGAAAUUAUUAUCUUUUUGGUUCAAAUCCUGGCACAACCAGUAUUUUUGGUGCGUUUAUAGCCAUAGGUGGAAUGUCCUUUUACACAUACCUUAAUAUACGUGCUAUGAAGCGGUAGUCAGGGUCAUUGUUGCCCCAGACGAAGGAACUGGAGAGGACAUGUUACAAAAACUACUUAAAAACUUCAUGGUGAUUGCAUAUAUGCCACUGAAUGCCAAAACUCUGUAAUAGUUUAAACUAUUGCUAAUAUCAUUAUUUAAAAUAAGCAUGAUUGAAGUAAUCUACUAAAAGAAAAAUUAAGAUUGAAAAUUCCUUGAUAUUCAACUUUGACAACAAAGAACGUUGGUGUUGAGCAUGGUAAAGCAAAGAUCGUCGAGGUUUUCUUCAAUUUUUGUAUAAGAUUUUGGGACGUUUUUGGUA
This is a messenger RNA of Gossypium raimondii (Peruvian cotton), 1726 nucleotides long. RefSeq lists its product as uncharacterized. The record is from RefSeq and is a predicted model, not a curated record. The transcript is spliced from 7 exons. The coding region runs from base 378 to 1424 and encodes 348 amino acids. Lineage: Eukaryota; Viridiplantae; Streptophyta; Magnoliopsida; Malvales; Malvaceae. Gene Ontology annotation, cellular component: Golgi apparatus. Gene Ontology annotation, molecular function: antiporter activity; UDP-xylose transmembrane transporter activity.